Ostrinia furnacalis (Asian corn borer) is the source of this 2458-nucleotide messenger RNA. RefSeq lists its product as uncharacterized. NCBI's taxonomy places the organism in Eukaryota, Metazoa, Arthropoda, Insecta, Lepidoptera, Crambidae. The transcript is spliced from 3 exons. The record is from RefSeq and is a predicted model, not a curated record. Bases 193 to 1962 code for a protein of 589 amino acids.
AAAACACGACCUUGCAGUUUUGCAUUUUGCAGUAAAUUGACAUUUGACGUGUUUGUGUAAAAUAUUCAAAAACAAAAUACAAAAACAUGUCGCAAAACUUUAAAUUUUGAUUUAAAAAUUACUGCGUACCUAGACUUUCGAUAUUUGUUCAUUUCGGAUAUAAAAUUAUAGUUAACUACUUUGCUUUGAAACAUGAAUAUGGACGGGCCUAAUAUAGAGCACAGCGACUCCGAUUCAGGGGAGAGUUGGUCCAUUAUAGAAAACAUUCCAUCAUAUGGAGACGAAGUCCCCGAAUUCCCGGAAAAUAUUGCCACCAAUGAUCGUGAAAGAGCAGACACAAAUGUAGAGAAAGAUGAAGAUACUGAUGGUAUAUCAAUUAUUAGUGAUAGUGACCCCGAGCCCUCCACGCCGUUUGAGACCAACUACAAGAAUAAUUCUGACGAUGACUCCUCCCGCCUCAUCCCUCAGUAUGUGACAAUAAGUCCUCCAGACCCCAGCACUAACAAGCUUCAUGAGUCUCUGGAAAAUGAAAACGAUUUUCUUGGUGAUAGUCUUAAACAUAAAACAUAUGUGCACAGGAGGAACAAGAGAUUGAGCUCAGUCUUGAAUAUUAUCGUUCUGGGAAGCGUAAUAACUGCAGCCGGUGUGGCCAUAGGCCACAUGUGGGGCGCCAAAAAUGAUUGUUCAAUGAACACCACUCCAUCAGUGAACAAAAUACUGUCAAGUCUUUACAAACUUCAAGAAGAAAAUACUUACUUGCGAAGUAAACUAAAAGAAUUGACAAUGAUGCAUAAUUUAGAGCUGAGAAAGUCUGGUACGGAAAAUAUGCAUAAACCACAAAACAAAUGUAAAAAAGUAUUUGAGGACUCAUUGAAUAACAUUUCCGAUAAACCUACUAAAUGUGUUGAUAGUGGUGACAUUCCAAGGAUACUAGAUCCACAAGCGGAACAAGGGCAUGCAAAAGAUUUUGUGAGAGAUAUCAAUAAACUAAAACAUGUCUACAAGCAAAACAAAAGCUGGUUAGAUGAUGAAAUAAACAAAAGGAUUAAGGACCAGCAGAAAAGGAUGAAAAAAAGUAUAAAACUUUAUAAAAAGUUGCAGACAGCAGAAGACUCAGAAGUAAAGCAAAUCAAAGAUGAAAAUUUCAACAACGUGUUAGAACCUAUCAUUGAGUCCACUACAGAAACUUUCAUCAAUAAUGCUGAUGAACCAGUGAAAUUGAAUAAUAUUGAAGAUAAGGGUUCUGGAGAAAGAAUAAGAAUAAGCUAUGCAGAUUCUCUUAAAUCUAACCAGAAACUAAAGGGAGAUACCAAGCAAUAUAAUGACUUUGUCAUGGAUAGUAACAUCAAUAAAGAUACUAUGAAGAAAAAACCCCAUAAGAAAGACUUGGACACUUUAUCUGGUCAGUCCCUAAGUGAACCUGAAUUUAAAAAAGAUGACAGAUACACAGGCAACAAACAAAAACAAGACAGGAAGAAACAUGAUAGACAAAAGUUACACAAGAAACAGAAGAGGAAGAAUAAGUAUGAACAGUGGGAGAUGAAAGGGGGCUAUCUAAAGGACUAUGAUGACUUUUCUAUAUCAUCAUCCCAAGAAAAUGAGUAUGUAUUAAAAAAUCCAGAUAAAAAUUUUCUUGCCAAAGAUUUUGAACGUGAAAAUUAUAUCAACCAAUUUAUUGAAGAUACCAAGGUCAAAAGUGAUGAGACACAUAAUAAAAUAAAGAACGAAAAGCAUGUGAAGGGCAAAGAAAAAGACGUUGCUUGGUAUGAAAAACGAGCAUUAUUGAGAAAUGAGGCUAGGAAAAAGAAAUUGGAACUUGAGCUGUUUGGCGAAACCAGUCCCAAUAACGCCAGCUGGUAUUUCCGGCGCGGGAUGCGACGCGAGCAGUGCCGCGCCAAGCGCGACAACUCCACUUAUAGGAAGUUUGCGAAACACACCAUGAACUAUAAGAUAAAACAUUAAAUGCAUUCAUAAAUUACUCCUUUGGGGUUUGGUACAGUUGUAAUGUUGCAUUUAGGAUUUGAAUCACAUGCAAGAGUGCGCGGUUGGAUGGCGGGAGCUCGGGAGGUCGCUUGAGGAUGAAUCGGAAUGGAUGAAUAGAAAAGGAUGCAAGUUUUCUUAUUUGGCACCUUAGAAAUUAUCAGUCCAGUGUUAAAGCAAUAGUCUAAUAUUUAAUAUUAAUAACCUUUCAUACUAAACAGUACACAUACUCUUAUUUGCAUAGCUUGUAAACUGUUAUAUUUAGAGAUUCAAGUUUAUUCCAACUUUAUUAAUGUAAUGAAUUGUAAAUUUUCAUUAUUAAAUGUAACUUUUAUCAUAGGAUAGUGUUACACCUACUUACAGAUAUGAAUACUACUUAUAGGAUAACAUAGACUUCACUCUCCACAGUAUGUUUUGAUAAGAGACACUGUAAAAUUGUUCUGGACCUUACAAACCUUGUUUUAUAAGAAUUUGACUA